UCCAGCAGCAUGGGCGUUCUUCUCGCUAUCGCAACUGGGAUCUACUUCCUGAUCACCAAAUCAACAGGUUUCCUGAAGAGUUACAAAUGGCUGCUAUCAUAUCUUAUCAUCAGAUUUCAAAGAUGGACAAAGAAGAAACGCUUUGAUCUCUACAACCUGGAAGCAGAUCACGAUCCAGUUAAAGUUGGAUUUAUAUAUCCUGAUGAAGAAUGGCAACUGGAGUCCCCUCAUCCCGAAUCUCAUCUCAUUCAAGGCGCAGACGAGGUGUUCUUCUACGGCGUCAAUUCCCAAUCUGAAUGUCUGGUUGCCCGGAUAGCCCGUUCCACGCACCACGAGGCAGGCGCCUGGAUAUAUCUGAAGUUGAAGAACGGGAAGAUCUAUCGACUGAGGGACACCAGCGGGUAUCAGCAGUCGAGCAGUGACAAGAAGACCUUUUCUUGUGGCGGACUUCAGAUGCAUUAUAUCAUGCCUAUGAGGUUAUGGAGGAUUUUCUUCAACGGUUUGCUCAGGGAAACAUCAGAUGAUGAUCCGAAUUUGAACCGAAUGGUACAUGUGAAAUUUGCCUUUUUAUGGAGAGCGUCCUCAGAUGCCUUCGAUUUUCAGCAUGACAUCGAUGCAGGCUUGCUUGCUGAAGGACUGUCCAAUGAGAACUGGAAAGAUCCUCUUCCACCUUUGGAAAAACUUUCUGGGGCAUUAAAUAUGUAUGCACAAGGCGGAACCAUUUCUGGCACCGUGGGCAUCGAUGACAACACUGAAGAACACAAUUUGUACCUCUUCGGUGAAAGGCUCAGGUUUCUCGGAGACAUUACGGUUGUAGAAGGAAUGGAGUUUUUUCACGUUUUGGGACAAAUCACGAAGAACGGUCAAAUAAUUCAUGUGGCUGAAGUUUCAAUUAAGAAUGUUGUGAAAAAUCUCAAAUUAGGAUUCAUCGUUAAUCCCAAUGGAUCAGUAGUUCCAGUUACGGAUAUGAACAUCCAAAAUCUAUCUGAUGUAGAAACAGAGGAUUCUGACGUGAAGGCCAGCUUUGAUUCUGAUGGUUUUACUUUUACCCUAAGCAGCAACUUGGUGGGUAAACAAUCUCACUUCGAGAGUAAGACUGGCUGGGAAGGCUCUUUCACCAUCGAUUGCCUCAACAUGGAGUUAGAUAGCCAGAAAGGUAGUGGAGUUUUAAUCAAAGGAAAAGUGGACAAAACUUCGAGAAAAAAAUUGUUGAAAACUGAAACAAAACAGCUCCCUACAGAAACUCCUUAUGUGGUUCACUUCUCGGAGGGAGUAUGCCAGUUCCCAGAAGUUACGGGUGGCAAAGGAUCUUCAUUGGGGACGCUGACAAGUCUGAGCAAGGACUUGAAAAACUUUGUUGUCCCUGCUGGCAUGGUUGUGACGACAACUGCCUAUGAAGCUUUCUUGACGGACAAUAUAAGAAAAGAGGUCAAACAUCUUGAAAAUGUUCUGUAUGGAAACACCGAAGGAGACGUUAAAGAAUACUGUCAAAGGGCAGAAAAAGUAAUCAUGGAAACUAGUCUUCCUGAUUCAGUUCUCCAGGCAGUUAUCCAAGAGCUUCAAAAGGCAUUUGCCGACAAGAUACAUUCCAUGAAGUUCGCUAUUCGCUCAUCUGCAACAGGGGAAGACACAGAGCAGUUGUCAGCCGCCGGACAAAUGGAGACUCUUCUUGGUGUCACUGGCAUUAACGAAAUUGUUUCAGCCAUAAAAAAAUGCUGGUCAUCACAGUUUGGUUUUGUAGCUGUUCAAUAUAAAAGGCAAAACGGACAAAUCAUAAAUUCUCCAAUGGCCGUUGUGAUACAACAAAUGAUUUCUUGCGAUGUGGCUGGCGUCCUCUUUACAUGCAAUCCCCUGACUGGAAAUCCCAGCACCAUGAGCAUCACAGCUAACUAUGGUCUUGGGGAGUCUGUAGUGUCUGGCUCAGAGGAACCAGAUACGAUAGAACUGCAAAGGGAUGCAGAUGAUAAACUGCAAGUAAAGAAUAAAAUUAUUGGAGCCAAAAGUAGACGGAUUGUUUUGAGAGAUGAUACAGGUACUGAUGUAGUGGAUGUGUCUGAAAGUGAGAGGCAAUCGUGUUGCUUGUCCGACGAAAUGGCUUUAAGGCUUGGGCAUCUAGCAGUAAAGAUUGAAAAAUGCUAUCGAUCUCACAGAGAUAUCGAGUGGGGCUUUUGGAACAACAACCUGUACAUUUUCCAGUCUCGGCCGGUGACCAGCGGUUCCGGAGCAACAGAUUAUGAGAUUGACCACGAAGUUGACGAUCCCCUAAGGACUGAAAACGAAUACUUCAGUGUUUGCAACGUUGGGGAGGUGAUGCCGGGGGCUAUGUCACCUCUGGGCCUGGAUGUCACUGUCAAGUUUUUUGGACAGAUGUUUAGAAGGCGAUCGCUUAGUGAUUGGAAUAAUGCCAUUCGACCAAAUUACUUCAAGAAAGGCAUGUGUCACAUGUACAAUCACAUGAUGUUCUACGCAGCCGAUCUAAUGGAAAACAUGCUAGAUCAGUCCGCCGCAGCUCAAGCCGGACAGAUUGCUAUAUGGGGCAGAGUUCUUCAUGACGACGAGCUCUUAGACAUGGCUCGAGAAAGAGUGGGAAGGAGGAAGAAAACUCCCACUCUCGUAAGAUAUGUCAAGCUGUUCCUGUGUUACUGUAUUGCCGAGAAACGGCUGAAGCAAGCUCAGAAAUAUUACGCCAACUUUAGUGUCACAGAAAAGAAAACAGCGGAAGAACAGUUCAAAGAACUGCUUUACUGCUGCACAGAUCUGACCUCCAGCCUGAAUGCUCACAUGCUGUGUUCUUCUAUGUCCAGCAUCUAUAACAUGAUUGUGAUGUCGCUUUUGCGAGACCCGGAGGGUGAACUGAAUGAUGACGUUUACAACGAUUUCUCCAAGCUCUUAGCAUCCAUCAGCGAAGUAGAAAGUGCGGAUGUUCCCGCUGCAAUGCAGGAUCUUGCUUAUAGUAUCGCUCAGGACAUCGAACCAGAAGUUUUUAAGAAGAUGACUUCAGAAGAGGCCGAAAAUUGGCUGAGAACAACGAAAGCGACGGCAGGCGAGAAGUUCAAAGACUUUUUGCUGAAGCAUGGACAUCGGUGUUUAAAAGAGUUUGAUAUCCAUUCUGUGCCUUGGGGAGCAGACCCUAAGAUCUUAAUAUCACUACUGCAGAAUCUUGUCGGCAGUGUCAAAGAUCCAUCGUCAAAGAAGAAUAUCGACUUUGAUAAACUUCUGUCAGAAUUACAUAUACAAUUAAACAGUAAAACGAGGAUGAUUCUCAAGUUCCUGUUACCGACGUGUAGAAAAGGAGUUCAGAAUAGGGAAGCAUCAAAAUCUGUUUUAAUUCGUGGAGUGGAUGCUUGGAGAAAAGGUUACUGUCGUCUAGCGAAACUCAUGGUAUCAGAAGGGCGUAUUCCAGACGGGGAUCUCUUGUUCUUCAUGACCGUAGAUGAAAUCAAAGAGCUUUUAGAAACUCGGUCGCCUAGCAUCAUCGCCAAGGCCAGCCACAGACGAAGAAGGUAUCCUGAACUGAAUGAUUACAUAUUCCCAGAGACAAUGAAAGGAUUUCCAAUACCAAUUAACAAAGGUCCAAUGGAAACUGAAGCAACUGGGGAUGGUUUUAUGCUAAAAGGCAUUCCUGUCAGUCAAGGUGUCACAAAAGGGUUUGUCCGCGUCGCCAUUACGUUGGAGGAAGCAGCUCAACUAAAACCCCGUGAGAUUCUGGUGACAUACAGCACAGAUAUCGGUUGGUCGCCCUACUUCCCGAUGCUUUCAGGGGUGGUGACAGAACUCGGUGGUUUGAUCUCACAUGGCGCUGUGGUGAGUCGUGAAUACGGGCUACCUUGCGUUGCAGGUUUGCAUGGAGCCACCAGGCAAUUUCAGACAGGUGAUUAUGUUCUUCUUGACGGCAACAAAGGCAUUCUUCAGAAAAUAACACCCCCCGAAGAAUCCUCCACAUCUUGAAAUACAUUCGCGGCAAACAAAAGACAUUGUUAAUAAGGAGAACUACUUCAUUCGCUUGCCAGCGAGACUGUUGUUGACUGUUUUCAUGAUGAAAAGGAUUUUUCCAGUGUUAUGUCCUUAACAUUCACAGUUGUGUACAUAAAAAUAGAUAUUGCUUCUAUUUGCGUAUGAAUUUCUGCUUGUACGAGGUCUCUAAUAAAUUGCUCACAUUAUUCAUCA
This is a messenger RNA of Uloborus diversus, 4167 nucleotides long. RefSeq names its product putative phosphoenolpyruvate synthase. Gene Ontology annotation, molecular function: ATP binding; kinase activity. The record is from RefSeq and is a predicted model, not a curated record. NCBI's taxonomy places the organism in Eukaryota, Metazoa, Arthropoda, Arachnida, Araneae, Uloboridae. The transcript has 40 exons. The coding region runs from base 10 to 3948 and encodes 1312 amino acids. Gene Ontology annotation, biological process: phosphorylation.